Molecule: messenger RNA, 1852 nt
Organism: Paramormyrops kingsleyae
Lineage: Eukaryota; Metazoa; Chordata; Actinopteri; Osteoglossiformes; Mormyridae
Gene: aadacl4
Product: arylacetamide deacetylase-like 4
Cellular component (GO): membrane
Molecular function (GO): carboxylic ester hydrolase activity
Source: RefSeq, a predicted model, not a curated record
GGAAAGCUGUAAUCUGAAACCUCACGGUGAGCUGAAAGGUUGGGUGAAAUGGUAACUGUUGGGUUUCCCCAUUAGUCUGCGGUCAGAAUGGACAUAGGUGUCGCGAUUCUGAUAACGGGCUUCGCUGCCGUCUUUGCGGCGUUCCUGCUGCUUCUAAAUGGCCUCAUCUACUCAGAAUUCACAAAUUCGAAAAUCCCCCUUGGAGUCGUCAGUCGCCGGAAGCUGCACCUGGUCCACAUGGUACAAGUUGGGUGUGCGGUUCUGGGUCGGAUCCUGGAGCGCAUGGGCCUCUGCCACCAGAUCACAUUUACGCGGAAGGUGCUAUCCUGGCUCACAGUCCGGAAGGAGCCUGUUCCCUCAGGACUACGCAUCAAAGACCUGAUGUUUGCCAAUGUUCCUGUCCGGGCAUAUGAGCCUACAGUGCCCUCUGGUGGCAGGAGGAGAGCAUUGGUUUACUUCCAUGGAGGAGGUUGGGUAUUAGGCAGUAUAGAUACGGCUGAUGCGGUCUGCAGAUACAUCGCCAAGGAGUCUGACACGGUAGUGAUAUCUGUUGGCUACCGGCUGGCCCCUGAGCACCGAUACCCCGCCCAGCUGGAUGACUGCGAGGCCGCUACGUGUCACUUCCUCUCCGUGGCCGAGGCAGAGUUCGGCGUGGAUAUGCGGCGCAUAGCUGUGGGCGGGGACAGCGCCGGGGGCAACCUGGCGGCGGCGCUGUGCCAGCGGCUAGCGCAGCCGCAGUCGGGGGGUCUGCCACCGCUACGGUCUCAGGUGCUUAUCUACCCCGCCCUGCAGAUGGCUGACUUCAGCCUACCCUCCUAUGUGCAGAACCAAGCCGUGCCCCUUCUUUUCCGCGGACGGGCGGCAUUCUACUUCCUGCAGUACCUCAACGGGGAAAUGUCAGUGUGCCAGGAUGUGCUGGAGGGCAGCCAUGUUCCCGCUGACCUCCGACUGCAGUACCGGCGCUGGUUGUCCCCAGACAACCUCCCACCGGAUUUCCUACCUAGGGACUACAAGGAGCCGGAGCCGGGCGAGUUCGACGGGGAGGUCUAUCACCUGCUUCGCGAGGGUCUGGAGCCUGGCAUGUCCCCGCUGCUGGCGGAGGACUCCGUGCUGCGCUUGACUCCGCCUACUUUCAUGCUAACCUGCGAGUAUGACGUGCUCAGGGACGACGGGCUACUGUAUCGUAAGCGGCUGGAGGACCUGGGCGUGGCCGUGUCCUGGCGCCACAUCCCGGACGGAUUUCAUGGUAUCCUCAACUUCUGUAGCAGUGGAUGGCUGACCUUCCCGUCUUCCCGGGCAGCCAUGGACUGCAUUGUGGAAUACGUAAAAACAAUCUGAGGUUUCUCCAGCCCCAAACGCACCGUACACACUCUCUGCAUGGUCUCAGUACAUCGGCUGGGAGUGCUUUAAAAUCAGUGCAUCGUCUCCUUUCCGAAAUAAUGACCUGAACAUAGGGCCAGCGCUACCUUUUCAAAGGCCCUGUGCAAAGUGUUACAUAACCCCCCCCCACCAAGAAAACUGAUGCUCAUUUUACUUCCUCCACAAUGCAGUAUAUUUCAGGGGCCUUAGGCAGCUGCCAUUCUCCUAGAGCCUUCUGUCCAAUCAAGACGGUGGGCAUGCAGGGGGAGAGUCCCCACCUCCCAUUGGCCGUGGGCAUGCACGGGGAGAGUGUCCACCUCCCAUUAAGUAGAAAAUGUAGAUAAACAAUGCAAACUGCUGAAUUCAGAUAAAUGUUGCCAUUAUGUGGUCAAGUACAAAGAAACCCAUUCAAAAAUUCCGAGUUACCUAAUGUAAACAGGAUGCUUGCACAUUUGGAAAUAUUAAUAAAGUAUUUUCUUUUUGACGGGCCAAA